Colius striatus (speckled mousebird) is the source of this 5297-nucleotide messenger RNA. RefSeq names its product protein kinase N2 (gene PKN2). Gene Ontology annotation, biological process: protein phosphorylation; signal transduction. The transcript is spliced from 22 exons. Lineage: Eukaryota; Metazoa; Chordata; Aves; Coliiformes; Coliidae. The coding region runs from base 258 to 3206 and encodes 982 amino acids. Gene Ontology annotation, molecular function: small GTPase binding; protein serine/threonine kinase activity; ATP binding. The record is from RefSeq and is a predicted model, not a curated record.
GCUGCCAGGGCCGAGCGCCGCGCCUGGGCGGGGGAGCGCACCGCGGCCCGGCGGGGACCGCUCCGCACCGCGCCCCGGCGCGACCUCCAUGAGAGGAAGGGGGGCGGCGGCGUCCCCUCCCGCAUCCCCCUGCCUGCUCCCCCCGCCUCCGAUGCGCCCUUAGUCCCGGCCCCGGUCCCGCCUCCCUCGCUCCCCUCCCCGCCGGCGGCGGCGGCAGCAGCAGAAGCGUCCAGGUGCGGACUUCAAACCCCAGCGCAAUGGCGUCCAACGCGGCCGAGAGGGAGAUCCUCUUCACCGAGCUCCAGGGAGAUGCCAAAAGUCUUCUAGCCUCUGAGAACGUGAGCACUGGCCAAAAGUUGGACUUCUCGGAUACAAUGGUACAGCAGAAGCUGGAUGAAAUAAAGGACCAAAUCAAGCGGGAAAUAAGGAAGGAACUUAAAAUCAAGGAGGGAGCAGAGAACCUGAGGAAGGUCACAACAGAUAAAAAGAACUUGGCCUAUGUGGACAACAUUUUGAAAAAAUCCAAUAAGAAGUUAGAAGAUUUGCAUCAUAAGUUACAGGAGUUAAAUGCACACAUUGUUGUAACGGAUCCAGAAGAUGUUGCAGACUGUCCUAGAACUCCCGAUACUCCAAAUAGCGAUCCUCGUUUUUCUACUAACAACAGAUUGAUGGCCUUAAAGAAGCAAUUGGAUAUAGAACUGAAAGUGAAACAAGGAGCAGAAAACAUGAUACAGAUGUACUCAAAUGGCUCUUCAAAGGAUCGAAAACUUCUUGCCACAGCUCAGCAGAUGCUCCAGGACAGCAAAACAAAAAUAGAAGUUAUAAGGAUGCAGAUUCUCCAGGCAGUCCAGACCAACGAGUUGGCUUUUGAUAAUGCAAAGCCCGUGAUAAGCCCCCUGGAACUCCGAAUGGAAGAGUUGCGGCAUCAUUUUAGGAUAGAGUAUGCUGUAGCAGAAGGUGCAAAGAAUGUGAUGAAAUUACUUGGAUCUGGGAAAGUUACGGACAGAAAGGCACUUUCAGAAGCACAAGCAAGAUUUAAUGAAUCAAGCCAGAAGUUGGACCUCUUGAAGUAUUCACUGGAACAGAGAUUGAGUGAACUUCCUAAAAACCAUCCCAAAAGCAGUAUUAUUAUAGAGGAGCUUUCAUUGGUGUCUUCACCCACGUUAAGUCCUCGUCAAAGUGUAAUAUCUACUCAAAACCAGUAUAGCACACUGUCCAAACCAGCAGCUUUAACAGGUACCCUGGAAGUUAGGCUAAUGGGCUGCCAGGAUAUUUUGGAAAAUGUCCCUGGCCGAUCAAAAGCCACAUCAAUUACGCUGCCUGGAUGGAGUCCAAAUGAAGCCAGAGCAUCUUUCAUGGCCAGAACCAGUAAAACUAAAACUGGGAUGAGUAGAAACCUGAAAACUGAUGACUUGUCCAAUGAAGUCUGUGCUGUACUGAAGCUGGAUAACACUGUGGUUGGUCAAACCAGCUGGAAACCUAUUUCCAAUCAGUCAUGGGAUCAGAAAUUUACACUGGAACUAGACAGGUCACGUGAAUUAGAAAUCUCAGUUUAUUGGCGUGACUGGAGGUCUUUGUGUGCAGUAAAGUUUCUGAGGUUGGAAGAUUUCCUGGAUAACCAACGGCAUGGCAUGUGUCUCUAUCUUGAACCCCAGGGCACUCUGUUUGCAGAGGUUACAUUUUUUAAUCCAGUCAUUGAAAGAAGACCAAAACUCCAGAGGCAGAAGAAAAUUUUUUCAAAGCAGCAAGGCAAAACAUUUCUCAGAGCUCCUCAAAUGAAUAUUAAUAUUGCCACUUGGGGAAGGCUGGUAAGAAGAGCAAUUCCUACAGUAAAUCACUCUGGCACCUUCAGCCCUCAAGCACCAGUGCCUGUGGUUACUGUGCCAGUGGCUGAUGCUCGCCUUCCUGAACUAACACUGCCAGCCAGUGACUCUCCUGUAGCCAAAUUGGAUUUUGAACUUGAGCCUGAGCCUCCACCUGCUCCACCCCGUGCAUCUUCCCUUGGGGAAAUAUGUGACUCUUCCUCUGAGAUAAAGGUUCCUGAACCAUCUCAGGAUGAAGUAACAGCUUUUGAUUUUGAAAAUGGCAGAAACAAUAUUGUCCCAAAACUCCAGCCUGAAAUAAUCUGUGAGCCUGAUGCUCCCCAUUCAGACAUAAAAUACACCAACACGCCUGAAGAUAGAAGAUCACAACAAAGGUUUCAGUUCAGUCUGAAAGAUUUCAGAUGUUGUGCUGUACUGGGCAGAGGACAUUUUGGAAAGGUGCUGUUGGCAGAGUACAAAAACACAAAUGAGAUGUUUGCUAUUAAAGCCUUAAAGAAAGGAGAUAUUGUUGCCCGUGAUGAAGUAGACAGCUUGAUGUGUGAGAAGCGAAUAUUUGAAACUGUGAAUAGUGUAAGACAUCCCUUCCUGGUGAACCUUUUUGCUUGUUUCCAAACCAAAGAUCAUGUCUGCUUUGUAAUGGAAUAUGCUGCUGGUGGGGACCUGAUGAUGCACAUCCAUACUGAUGUCUUCUCUGAACCAAGAGCAGUAUUCUAUGCUGCCUGUGUGGUUCUUGGACUUCAGUACUUACACGAACACAAAAUAGUGUACAGAGAUUUGAAGUUGGAUAACCUGUUGCUGGACACAGAAGGCUUUGUGAAAAUUGCUGAUUUUGGUCUUUGCAAAGAAGGAAUGGGAUUUGGAGACAGAACAAGUACAUUCUGUGGCACACCAGAAUUUCUUGCUCCAGAGGUGCUGACAGAAACUUCCUAUACCAGAGCUGUAGACUGGUGGGGUCUCGGUGUGCUCAUCUAUGAGAUGCUAGUGGGUGAGUCUCCCUUCCCUGGCGAUGAUGAAGAAGAGGUGUUCGACAGUAUUGUAAAUGAUGAAGUAAGAUACCCACGAUUUCUGUCUACAGAGGCCAUCUCUAUAAUGAGACGGCUGCUGCGAAGAAAUCCAGAGCGGCGUCUUGGAGCUGGAGAGAAAGAUGCUGAGGAUGUGAAAAAGCAUCACUUCUUCAGACUAAUAGAUUGGAACGCUUUACUGGCCAAGAAAGUGAAGCCUCCUUUUGUACCCACCAUUCGAGGACGAGAAGACGUUAGUAAUUUUGAUGAUGAAUUUACCUCUGAAGCACCUAUCCUCACUCCACCCCGGGAACCAAGGAUACUUUCAGAAGAAGAGCAGGAAAUGUUCAGAGAUUUCGAUUACAUUGCUGAUUGGUGUUAACUCCUAGACACUGUGAAACCCCAGCUGACUGGCUCACAAGAAUGCCUCUCUCAGAACACCGACCCUUCAAUUGCUCUCUGUGCCACCUGUAGCUUCUGUUUUUUUAAAAUCACAUGAAGAUCCUUUUAAGUACUGUUUUAACACUCGUGAAGAGUGGCCUCUUUGUAUAUUGUUUUUUAUCUGAGCACUGGAAAGCAGAUCUAUGGAGUUCUUAAGCUGAGUUGGUGCACCCAGGCUGUAUCGAGCUUCCCCCACACGGACACAGGUGGAUCUGUACUGUCUCACUCUCCUGCAGCAGAUAACAUCACCUUUGAAGUAUCUGCCUUAAGUGGGAAAAGCAGACUUUGAGCUAGGGAACGGCUUCUCUCUGCUCAGCACCAUUGGGAUAGAAGCUUGGGACGCUGGUGACUCUCUCACAGAACGUGGUUCGAGCUGGAGAAGGCAAAUGAUUCCAGUUAAAGAUUCUCUCUCGUGCGGUCUAUGAAACUACACAUUUCUAUGUACACCUUCCUCUUGUGUUCUUAAAAUAACGGUAUUGAGAACAGAUAUGCCUUGUUUUGUAAAUUUUCUAUGGUAUUUAUUAGGAAAAAUGCCUUGCCUUUGAGAUAACAACAAUGUAAGUGCUUCCAGUACAAACAAAAACCCAGAAAAAAUCCACGAGGUUUACCAAAGCCACUUGCCAAACAGUUUUGCCUUCAAGCUUUUUAAGCAUAGCAUAAAACCUUGGUCCACAUGAAGAAUGUAACGAGGACGAUGCUCAGUCCGACCACUGGAGCAAAGCCUCUGCAGGGCCUGAGCCCCAUCCCGUGCUCCAGCCCCCUCCCUCCUCCCAUAGCUGCUGAACAGCAUCAUAUCACUUCUAGAAAACAACUUAAGGGUUUCAAUGCUCUCACCAUGUAGAGUUGGAAGGUGUAAUGUAUUCUGAUUUCCAGGCAAGCAAUUUAAUUACACCACUUAAUUAACUUUGUACAGUGGCCAACUGAACAACAUCAAACUCAGUGAAAGACAGACGUGUGUCCAUGCAGGCCACUGAGCUCCCAACCUUCGAUUGGCAGUGAGGGGGGAAAGCAGCAAUAUCUUCUAACAGAAUGUAGACAUAUUUUUUAUAAAAGCAAUGUAUAUUUUGUAAACCCCUGAACACUAAAACCUGUACCUCAAAAGCUGAAAAGUAAUGGAGACCAGACACUGUGCAUAGCUGUAAACCGAGACCUAUUUUUGGCAGCUGGUGUGCUGCAGCAGGCAAACAUUCAUCCUUGGAAAAGAAAUUUCCCACGUGGAGCUGAUUGCAUGUGUUAUCUCACAGGUUGAUCCGAGCCAGGGGGGUGCUGGUCAUGGGCUAGGACAGGGAGAUUCGCACUCAAAACUUGCUGAUUUGUCAUUCAGAGAAUAAAGGGGAAGCCAGCGAGCGUGGAACGCUACGGCAUCGCUUACAGUCACGGACACACCUGCAGGGUUGGGCAGGGGAGAGGCUUAGGGACAGAAACCCCAGUGGUAUCAGGGCUAAAUGCACCCCCUUCCUCCCAGCCUCCGUGGCAGGGGGAGGAAACGGGGGCCACACUCACUUCUUUCACAUUUUAAUUCACGAGAACCAAAUCACGUUCCUCUAUCUGAAACCAAGACUUUUGAGGUACAGUCAGCUCAUCCUUUUCCGGUUCCCAAAUAUAUAUAUAUAUAUAUGAGCAUCUAACAGGGUGCUUAACACUUAUGGAAAUGUCUUCAGAAUACCUUUUUGUAACUACAGCCUGUACAGAAAUCUUUUUUAAUCGAAGCAAAUCACUAAAAGAAAAAAAAGGAAGAAAAAAAUUAGAGGGCAGGGUGUGCUCCCCAGUUAAGCUGACAGAAAGCACUAAUUUUAUCUCUGUAGUUUUUUAAAUAUUUUUAGGCAGAUUAAGAUUUUGAACCCUAGAUUGUAAAUAUAUUUUGCUAUACUUUAUCUGUAUGUGGCUGCUCAAGCACUUUGUAAGGAAAUUAGGAGAUUUGAGAAUGGUACACUAUGCAUUCAAAUGAAAUGUGCCUUUAACAAAUGUCAUUCGAAGUGUUUCGCAGUCCUUCGUAUCACAAAUUAAAGUUUUAAAUAGAGAAAUUUGUAAA